Molecule: messenger RNA, 1060 nt
Organism: Sipha flava (yellow sugarcane aphid)
Lineage: Eukaryota; Metazoa; Arthropoda; Insecta; Hemiptera; Aphididae
Product: zinc finger protein AEBP2-like
Exons: 1
Coding region: 19-552 (177 amino acids)
Source: RefSeq, a predicted model, not a curated record
UUACGUUACGCCAACGAUAUGUCUUACUACUACGACGACGGAUUAGUCGAGCCGACCGCGCAGCAACAAGAACAGGACGAUCAACAGCAGGACUACUCGUAUUCAUCCUGCAACCUCGUCGUUUACCAAGACGGUGGAGGAGGAGGUAGAGAAAAAGAUAGUGGAGGAAAUAGCAGUAGCAGUAGCGGACCUAGAAGUAGUAACGACAAUGACUCAGAUUCAGACUCGGCUAGUUUAACAGAGGAUUCGGUGAGCAACACGGGAACAAGUAUAUCCAUUUCAUCCGGUAGUGCCUCAGGAUCCGAUACCGGCACCAAAGAUAAAAAAGGAUCGAAGGGUCACGGUGGCAACAGGAGAAAAUGGUUCGACACGUUGUGGUCCAUGGUCGACCGGAUGGACGGCGAGCGCAAGUCACGCAAUGUCUGCGAUAAUGAUAAGCGAUCACCGCAACACCCGGUUAAGAACAUUUUCCGGCCGCCUACCAAGUACGUUUACGUGAUCGGUAUGUCCGGAUUUCCAUCCAAGGUGGCCGUAUACCCGAAGCGAAUGUGAACCAUGCAGCCGAGGUCCGUAUCGCCGCCGUUGCUUUGGGACCACUGUGGAAAUCCUACUCCUUCUCACCACAGUCAUCCACUUUGCACAGCCCACACUACAACAUCUGCAGUACCAUUUGGCGCACAACCCUCAACCGGCUACGAUCGGUAUCACACGAAAAUCUCGUGACGUCUUCAUAUCCAUUAACAGUAUAAUUUGCCGUCUUCAAGGGUACAUUGAAAUAAGAGUAUUCACGACGCUCGAGAAGAUGGUGUUUUUCUCACAAGACACAACAAGGUCCCUUACCAAACAUAAAUGUAAGCGGUUUUUGUUAAGUCGUAUUGAUUAUUUGAGUAUAUUUGCUGUCGAGAAACCUAAAUCUCUUAUCUUAUUGCUAUUAUAUUAUUAUAUGUUUAUGCUGUUAUUAAGGUUACAUUUGAAAUAUUAUGAAAAAACCCCAUAAAUUUAUAUCGCAAAUUUGGUUUUCCUAAAACAUAAUAUUUUAAUUGUCAAUUAAGUAUACAUA